GGAGAAAGUUGAGGGGAGAGAGUGUGGGAGAGCGCCGAAGCCCGAAAGGUGGAGCGGUGGGAUGAGGCGGAGAUGGAGCACAGGAUAAAGGGCAGUUUGGGCCAGAAAAGGUCAAGCGAGGCAGAACCAGGGAGGUUCGAUUAGAGCGGCCGCCUGUUUGUUGUUAGCUGCGUGUGUGAAAUGUGCGCGUCCAGAUACAGGCAGCAUUCCUCCAGAGAUAAAACCCCUGGGCCCCCGUCCCCUCAACCCCCACCCUGCUUCAGUCUCUCCACCCACCGUGCUUACUCAAGUGUGUGUGUGUGUGUGUUUACGUUGGGCUGGGGUCUGCGUUGCCCCGUAGCGCAGCACUCGCAGGGGGCAACCGAAAAGACAGCUGUGGGUUCGAGGGACCCAGAAAGCGUUAAGAAAGAGAGCGUGGAGGGCCGACAGGCAUGCCAGUCAAGACCUUCACUUGUGGAUUCAGAUUGCCUGAUGUCAGCCAGGAUUAGCUGUGGCUGAUGCUGGCAACAGUUUCCUGCGGGCGGCCCGAUCUGGCAACCUGGACAAGGCCCUAGAGCACAUUAAAAAUGGCAUCGACAUAAACACAGCCAACCAGAAUGGGCUCAACGGGCUGCACCUGGCCUCCAAAGAGGGCCACGUCAAAAUGGUGCUCGAGCUGCUCCACAAUGGAAUCGUACUGGAGACCACCACCAAGAAGGGGAACACGGCCUUGCACAUCGCAGCUCUUGCGGGGCAGGAGCAGGUGGUCACAGAGCUGGUUAACUAUGGGGCCAAUGUCAAUGCUCAGUCCCAGAAGGGUUUCACUCCACUCUACAUGGCUGCACAAGAAAACCAUCUAGAGGUUGUGAAGUUUCUUCUGGAGAACGGAGCCAAUCAGAGCAUUCCAACCGAGGACGGGUUCACGCCUCUCGCCGUGGCCCUUCAGCAGGGACACGAGAACGUGGUAGCCCUGCUCAUCAACUAUGGCACCAAGGGAAAGGUCCGCCUCCCCGCCCUCCACAUCGCCGCGCGCAACGACGACACGCGCACGGCCGCCGUGCUUCUCCAGAACGACCCCAACCCCGACGUCCUCAGCAAGACUGGAUUCACACCCCUCCACAUCGCUGCACACUAUGAAAACUUGAAUGUAGCUCAACUUCUGCUCAACAGAGGAGCCAAUGUCAACUUCACUCCAAAGAACGGCAUUACUCCUCUGCACAUAGCAUCCAGACGGGGGAACGUGAUCAUGGUCCGGCUGCUGCUGGACAGAGGGGCACAGAUUGAUGCCAAGACUAAGGAUGAGCUGACCCCUCUGCACUGUGCAGCCAGAAAUGGUCACGUGAGAAUUAUUGAGAUCCUGCUGGACCAUGGAGCCCCCAUCCAGGCCAAGACUAAGAACGGCCUGUCUCCCAUCCACAUGGCGGCACAGGGGGACCACGUUGACUGUGUCAAGCAGCUUCUGCAGUACAACGCAGAGAUCGAUGACAUCACGCUGGACCACCUCACCCCUCUGCACGUGGCUGCACACUGUGGCCACCACCGCAUGGCCAAAGUGCUGCUGGACAAAGGGGCCAAACCGAACUCUCGGGCACUGAACGGCUUCACCCCUUUGCAUAUUGCUUGUAAAAAGAACCACAUGCGCGUGAUGGACCUGCUCCUCAAGCAUGCAGCGUCAUUAGAGGCUGUGACUGAGUCUGGCCUGACCCCCCUCCACGUGGCGUCGUUUAUGGGCCACCUCAACAUUGUGAAGAUCCUGCUGCAGAAGGGCGCUUCCCCCAGUGCCUCCAACGUGAAAGUGGAGACUCCUCUGCAUAUGGCGUCUCGUGCAGGACACCACGAGGUGGCAGAGUUCCUGUUGCAGAACGCAGCUCCGGUGGACGCCAAGGCCAAGGAUGACCAAACACCCCUGCAUUGUGCUGCUCGAAUGGGCCACAAGGAGAUUGUGAAGCUGCUGCUGGAGCACAAAGCGAACCCCAACUCCACGACCACGGCCGGACACACGCCUCUACACAUCGCGGCCCGGGAAGGACACGUACAAACCAUACGCAUCCUACUGGACAUGGAGGCUCACCAGACCAAGAUGACCAAGAAAGGCUUCACUCCACUGCACGUGGCCUCAAAGUAUGGCAAAGUGGACGUAGCAGAGUUGUUGUUGGAGCGAGGGGCCAAUUCUAACGCAGCAGGAAAGAAUGGCCUGACUCCGCUGCACGUUGCCGUUCAUCACAACAACCUGGAUGUUGUAAACCUGCUUGUGAGCAAAGGGGGGUCUCCUCACAGCGCAGCCAGGAACGGAUACACCGCGCUCCACAUAGCGUCCAAGCAGAACCAGGUGGAGGUGGCCAACAGCCUGCUGCAGUACGGAGCUUCGGCCAACGCCGAGUCACUGCAGGGGGUCACGCCUCUGCACCUGGCCUCGCAGGAAGGAAGGCCUGACAUGGUCUCCCUGCUCAUCUCCAAACAGGCCAACGUCAACCUGGGAAACAAGAGUGGGUUGACGCCCCUACACCUGGUGGCACAAGAAGGGCACGUUGGCAUUGCUGAUAUCUUGAUGAAGCAGGGAGCCUCCGUCUAUGCUGCCACACGAAUGGGUUACACCCCCCUCCAUGUAGCGUGUCACUAUGGCAACAUCAAGAUGGUGAAAUUCCUUCUGCAGCAACAGGCCAAUGUCAACAGCAAAGCGAGACUCGGGUACACUCCUCUGCACCAGGCGGCCCAACAGGGGCACACGGACAUUGUGACGCUGUUGCUCAAACACGGAGCCCAGCCCAACGAGACCACCACACACGGCACGUCGGCCCUGGCCAUCGCUAAGAGGCUGGGCUACAUCUCUGUGAUUGACGUCCUUAAGCUUGUCACGGACGAGACCGUCUCAAUGGCGACCACAGAGAAACAUCGCAUGAGUUUCCCGGAGACGGUGGACGAGAUCCUAGACGUCUCUGAGGAUGAAGGAAUUGCUCAUCUAACAUUAGGAGAGGAGUUCUUGGGGACUGAAGGGGCCAGGUACAUGAAGAUGGAUGACUUGAAAGACCAUGAUGACGAUUUCCUCUCCCCCAAGAAAUCACUGGAGUACGAGAGAGGGCUGGGAACAGCAAAUUACUCACCAGCCAUUCCCAGGAUCCCCAGAGUCUCCCCAGAGACUGUGAUGCUGAAGGAGCACGAGAUGGACCAGCAACACACUCCACUUCCACUGCCCAAAGAAUACGACGAGGACUCUCUGAUUCCAAGCAGCCCCGCGACUGAGACGUCGGACAACGUCAGCCCGGUGGCCAGUCCCAUACACACGGGGUUUCUAGUCAGCUUCAUGGUGGAUGCUCGAGGGGGCUCAAUGCGGGGCAGCAGACAUAACGGCCUACGGGUCAUCAUACCACCCCGAACCUGUGCGGCCCCAACCCGCAUCACCUGUCGCCUGGUGAAGCCACAGAAGCUGACCACCCCCCCUCCGCUGGUGGAGGGAGAAGGCCUGGCCAGCAGGAUCAUCUCCCUGGGUCCGGCCGGCAUGCAGUUCCUCGGGUCAGUAAGCGAACUGUGUCUUUAUUCUUUUGGAGAAAAGUGGUUUAUUUGCAGCUUUAGUGAACAGUUCUGUCAUGUAACUUACAGACCGGUCAUAGUGGAGAUCCCCCACUUUGCUGCCCUGGGGCGCGGUGACCGCGAGCUCGUGGUGCUGAGGAGUGAGAACGGCUCCGUCUGGAAAGAACAUCGCAAUCGCUAUGGCGACGAGGUGCUAGAAACGAUCCUCAAUGGGAUGGAUGAAGAGUUGGAAAGUCAAGAGGAGCUCGUGAAGAAGAGAAUCCGCCGCAUAAUCUCUACUGACUUCCCCCUUUACUUUGCCGUUGUGUCGCGAAUCCAACAAGAGAGCAACCUAAUUGGUCCAGAGGGGGGUUCGCUGACAAGCAAACUGGUGCCGAUGGUCCAGGCCACGUUCCCCGAGACGGCCGUCACCAAGCAAGUGCGCCUGGGGUUGCAGGCUCAGCCAGUUCCGGAUGAACUGGUCGCCAAGCUGCUCGGUAACCAGGCAAACUUUAGCCCCGUGGUCACCGUGGAGCCUCGGCGGCGCAAGUUCCACCGACCCAUCGGCCUGCGCAUCCCUCUGCCCCCGUCGUGGAGGGACAGCCCCCGAGACUCCGGGGAGGGUGACACCACCAGUCUGCGCCUGCUUUGCUCUGUCAUAGGGGGCACAGCUCCUGCCCAGUGGGAGGACAUCACUGGCACCACCAAACUUAUCUACUCCAAUGACUGUGCCAGUUUCACCACCAAUGUUUCUGCACGAUUCUGGCUCGCAGACUGCCCUCGGACCGCCGAGGCCGUCGCCUUUGCCAACCUGCUCUACAGGGAGUUGUCGGCGGUUCCCUACAUGGCCAAGUUCGUGGUGUUCGCCAAGAUGAAUGAGCUGCGCGAGGGUCGUCUGCGCUGCUACUGCAUGACCGACGAUAAGAUGGAUAAGACCCUGGAGCAGCACGAGAACUUCACGGAAGUGGCCCGGAGCAGAGACAUAGAGGUGAUGGAGGGAAUGCCGCUUCACCUGGAAUGUUCAGGGAACCUUGUGCCGGUGAGGAAGGCCACGCAGCAGCCUCGCUGCUUCAGCUUCCAGGCGUUCAGAGACAACCGCCUCCCUGUGUCCGUUAAAGUGAGAGACAGCAGUAAAGAGCCCACUGGAUUUCUAUCUUUCCUGCGCAAGUCCACCAAGUAUGAGGACAGCCAGCAUGUGCUGUGUAACCUCAACAUUAGCAUGCCUCCGUGUAUCAAGCAGGUUGUUGGGAGUGAGGAUCGGAGAAGAACCCUGACUCCACUGGCUCUGAGAGAGCGAUACAGCGCCCUGAACGAGCCUGCUAUGGCAUCGAUGAGCGCGAUGGAGCGGACAGAGCUGAAGAUGGCCGUCAUUGCAGAGCAGCUGGGGCUGAGCUGGGCUGAAUUAGCGCGCGAGCUGCAGCUUAGUGUGGAUGACAUCAAUAAGAUCCGUGUGGAGAAUCCAAACUCCCUCCUGGAACAGAGCUCUGCUUUGCUCAACCUGUGGGCCACACGUGAGGGUAAGAGGGCCAAAAUGGAGAGCCUGUACACGGCUCUGAAGAGUAUUGACCGCAUGGACAUAGUGAACAUGUUGGAGGGCCAGCAGCCUCAGCCCGCGAGGCAAGGCUCCCGCGAUCUCAGCAGACGCCAACACAAUGAGAGGGAACACCUCUCGCCUGGCAUGACCAACGGUUAUGGGCUCGCGCAGGACGAUCUCCUCUCACCGGCCUCCAUGCAGUACAGCUUGCCCUCUCCGCUGGGUGCUGAGCCCUACUGGCAGGAAGUCUCCAGUCUAGACUGUGCCCCCAUUGCCACCACAGAAGAAGACACCCUCAUGGAGAUGUCUGAGGUGCAAGUGUGGCCCUCAGGCAACAGCCCCUCCCUGGUGCCUGUGGAGGACUCCUCGCUGGAGUGCAGCAAUGCAGAUGAUUCAGAAGGCCUGCUGGGGCUGCCAUAUGGAAGCCUGGGACGGCCGGCCAGUCAGGCCAGUGCAGCCAGCGGAGGGGGUGGGGUGCUGAGUGGCUCCAUUGAGCUACCCGAAGACGAUUCAGAGAUGGGCGUUGACUCCCUCAGCACCGCCACGCCAGCGUCGCUUGGGGGCACCAUCGCUGGGAUCAAUCUUAACGGGCUGAACAAUGGUCAGGGGUCAGAGGCAAGUUCGGAGGCAUCAGCACUCACCAGUACAACCGGUGGUGAUGGAGCUGGAGGAGGAGGAGGAGGAGGAAGAGAGAAAGGGACAGGCUCAGAGGAAGGGCUUUCUCUUGUUGCAGGACAGCAAAGGGUGUACGCUCGGCUGAGUGAGUCACCUGGGCUGAGCUGCCUUGCAGAUCGGAAUGCAGACAGGUCAGGUAAUAGUGGAAGCGGAGGCGGUGGAGGCUCUUUCCUUUCCUACCUGCAGGAUCAAACAGGCCCGGGGUGGAUCCCUGUCACUGAUCCUACUCAGGCCUGGGUGGGCAGUCAGCCUAUACCCAGGCAGGCCAUGGACGCCAUGAUGUCAUCUGUACGCAACGCGGUGGACGGAGACCAGUCCCCCGUGUCCCAGGAUUCUUUGCUGCAACCUGUGAGGGACAUGGGACACUCGGAGAUCUUACGGGGGCACUUCAGAGGUACCCAGCCAUUUGAGAAGGGUUUGGGCUUCCCACACAGGGUUCCUGACCUGAGGGCCUGGGAGGACAUGCGCCUGAAGGGCCAGGGCGACGAGGUUGAGGAUCUAACUGGGGAGCAAGUAAGCGAAGAGCAGUUCACGGACGAGCAUGGAAACAUUGUCACAAAAAAGAUUGUGCGUAAGGUCUUGCGCCGAGGGAAGGGUUCAGGUGAGGAAGGGGCUCACGACGUGGGCGCCGAGGACGGCGGCACCGACCUGGAGCUGGAUGCCGAGCAGUUCAUGAGCUACGCCAUCCUGGGCCGGGACAGCGGCAAGCCCGAUACUGUGGAUGUGAAGAAAGGUGCUCAGAUAGUGAAAUGUGCCAGUCUGCGAAGAGUUAAGCAGUGAGGCAGACUGGGUGCUGCGGCCCCGCAGACUUCUCCGCAGACUUCAACCCCUUCACCAAAACCAUCCUACAUGGACACAUGACCAGCAGCAGCUGACAUGAGGACGAACACCACAGAGAGGGAGACACACGGCAACGAAAGGCAAUAGACACUAACUCAAGACAACCACGGCGGCCAUGCCGCCUGUCAGCACGCACCCGGGGAGAACGAGAAGGAUUUACGUGGAGUUUUUAUUAACUUUUUUUAAAAGAAACCAUGGGGAAAAACAUCUACUGCUAGGCUAAAAGCAUGAUUUCAUAUAAAACAAAAACCAAACACAAACAAAAAAAACGAGCAACCAAAACGUGCUUCCUGUUAUCUGUAUGAGCAUGAGUGACUGCUGCCGCAUGGCCUGUCUUUAACUACAAAUACUGACGGAACACAGGGAAGGGGAACGCGGGUGGGGACGGACGGGGACCAGACCCUGCUGUAUGGGACAGGCAUGCAAUGUAUGGAAUGGUCAGUCACUGGCCAGUUUUCUAAACAACAGGAAAUAUGGAUCACUCAAAUUCGACGACAUAGGGGGGUACUAAAAUAAUGAGAAUUACAUAAUGACACCCUAUUUGCCACACGCUUCCAGCUGUGAACAUCACAGGCUAGUUCUAAACCUGCCCCAGUGCUCUCAAAGUCCGGUAAAGCUACAGUUAUCGCCCAAGGAUAUCGGUGUUGUACAUAAUAUCGAAUGCACUACAAUGCUCUACGUGACCGUGUUGCGUGUCUUGUUCAUGUUCUAGGAUCCCUGUGCAAUGCCACUGAUGCUGCUGUUUCAGGUACAUAAGGAGCCCCUCCCUGGUUUUCUCUCGUUUGGUUCGUACGCUCUGAACCCAUAUAAUAAUCUAUAUAUCUUGGGAGCUUUGUGGGUACAAGAACAUGCAAGUGUUGUGUCGCGCUGCCUGUCCUGAGUGUGCGUCAGGUUUCGUUGGUUCUUUGUGCUUUUUCCUUAUGCUUUUGACAUGUGGAGCUGCAGGGGGGACACGCGGCGCCGAGCGCUCGCUGCGUCGUGCUCUGGGAUGCAGGCUCCUGCCUCCAGAGCGGUUUGCCUGAGAUGAUUGGUGACAGAUUAUCAUCAAAGAUGACCCACUUGUCCGCCGUGUGCUGUGUCCUAGUGAUGUCUGCGUUACUCACAUGUUGGAGCCAGUAGUCAGCUUUGCUCUCUGUCGUGCCCUACCUCCUCUCGCCCCUCGCUCCCCUCCGGGCAGCCUUUUAGAGUAGAUGUAGCAGUCCUGUGUCCCGCCAGCAGGGGGACAGGGGCCCGUCCUCAGCUUGUAGCAGUGUCUGUUUCACCUCCUCAUCCAGUACCACCACUCGCGAGGUGCACAGACCAUCCCACCGCCACCAGAAGAUGUCACUUUGGGGGUAAAGUAGCCGAAAUCCUGAUCAUAAUGUAGCACUGGUCUGACUGGGUGAAAGACGGGUCUAGGAGUUGGAAGGUGAUGUCGAAGGUCCAGGGCGUGUUGAGCUGCGAUGUUUGUCUCCUUGGUAAUUCUCUGGAGUGUAGCGAAGACAGUCAGUCGCCAAUCACUGUGAUGAGAACCUGUAAUACUGACCCGCAACUGUGAGCCGGACCUUCCUGAAGAGUGUCUCCUGCUUCACUCCGUUCUUUACUGUCAUGACUUUUGUUCACGGUUUCUUGUCUUAACUGUCCUAAAGCAAUAACUGCUUAUCAGAGGAAAGGAUGUUUAUGUGGGUGUGCUUGUGUGACAAAGAGAAAGCGAGUAUUUAAGUGUUACAGCUAACGUUCUUCCUAAGCUUGGGCGCUUUAGGCUACUUCUCACAGAAAUGAUGUCAGUACAUAUCCCUCAUACUUUCACUUUGCCUCUUUAAAGACAUAAAGUGUUGAGUCAUUAAGGUGCCUGGUAUCUUAUUAUCUCUUUGUUCCUGCCACACGUGAGGGAAUGUAGGUGUGUUCAAUUAGAGCUUUCAAACCCCAUAUAAUAAUCAUAUGCACGGGAAAAGGAAUCUGAGUGUGUGUUUGCGUGUGAAGUGUGUGUGAUUGCAGUAUCACAUGUUCAGUCCUGGACGGGACGAGUCAAGUUUGUGAUAAUAUCGCAGACGUAUCAUAAAUAGGUGACACUCUCAGAUCAUACGUCAUUUGAAUUAGUUGAUUUACCUCCAUUGAGCAUGUCAUCUGACUGAACGUCACUUCUCUGCAUCUGUUUGUUUAACGUUAGACACCAAAUAUUUUACUGUCUGAAAUAUGUUGCAAUAAGCAGCCAUUAACAACUGUUCAGUAUGACUUUACGACCACAUAUGAUCAGUAUAAAGUCUUGUUAUGCUGUAGAAAUCUGUGUUGGUUCUGUACUUUGGUAGAUAACACACUAUUCACUCAGUAGCUGCUGUUUAUCCUAAUAACAUUUGACUUGACUACAUUCUCAUUUCAUUAAGAACAUGAACACAAAUGAUGCAAGAUGAGGGAUUUGAAGACAGGAGCAUCAAUUUUGUUUUUCGCAAUUUAACCCUUAACUCUUCAUCAAAUAUGAUUCUAUUCUAUUUUUUUUUUAAUCACAGAGGGUUUGAUGUCAGUAGAACUGACAGCAGUAAUGACGUAUCAGUCAUAGCAUACUGUUCAUGCUCCAAGGGCUCAUAAUUAAGGUAUGCUCUGGUUGAUUUGCAAUGCAGGGGCCACAAUACAAAUUCACUGCUGCUCAAGGUUAGAGCAACAGGGGGCCUGAUAAGAAAGACAAUGAGAGGAAGCACUUUGAAGUUAGAGGAACUACGGGGAAGCAAGAUGACAAGCAUUUUUCCUCAACGCCGCCCAUCCCUGACCUAGACUACCCCUGCCCCCUUAUCAAAUAAAAGAUUGAGCCGGUUCUAAGGCUUCCACACGGUGACAGUUUGAACAUGGUUUAGCGAUGGAAAGCCCUGCACUGUGGGACUACUGACGACGUCAUGCACCAAGUUCAUGCAAAAAUAUUAACUGUUGCAAAAACUAGAAAACCCAUGUAUAUUCCUUUAGAAUGGAUUGAAUACGUUAUUAACGCAAUAGCAUAUUACUCAAUACUAAGGAAUGCAACUGCGCACAUGCACAGAAAAUGUUUUUAACAUAAAAGGCUAUAUAUAUAUAUAUAAUAUAUAAAUAUAUAUAUAUAUAUUUACUUAGAAUGCUAUGCACCCUUACUUGUCAACUGGGAUUCUAGUUAUGUUAUGGAUGUACCUUUAGCAUCAUACAGCUGUAGCUACCAAGAGACUGUUGAGUUAUGGGUAAUGCCUGCAAGCUGGGGAUAAAUGGGGGUCUUGUGGGUGUUUUAACCUGUUUUGUUUUCCUUUUUUUAAUGUUAUGGAGAGUUGAACAUGAAUUUAAAAUAUACAUGUAAAAGCCUUUUAAUCCAAUCAAAUCCGAGGACAUCUAUUGACAAUUUACUCUGUACACCAGCUCAACAUUUACAAAAUUAAUAAAGAAAUGAAAUGUC
Messenger RNA from Betta splendens (Siamese fighting fish), 9923 nucleotides. It is a transcript of the gene ank1a, whose product is annotated as ankyrin 1, erythrocytic a. Gene Ontology annotation, molecular function: protein binding. Gene Ontology annotation, biological process: signal transduction. Bases 644 to 6475 code for a protein of 1943 amino acids. NCBI's taxonomy places the organism in Eukaryota, Metazoa, Chordata, Actinopteri, Anabantiformes, Osphronemidae. The record is from RefSeq and is a predicted model, not a curated record. The transcript has 44 exons.